AUGUCACCUAAAAAACCUGAAAUGGAAAGAAAAAGACGGCAAAGAAUCAACAAUUGCUUGUCUCAAAUUAAACGGCUGAUCCCUGAAGCCAGGGAGCUGGAGAUCAAGAAAGGCUGCAGACUUGAAAAGGCGGAAAUUUUGGAGAUAACCGUCAAAUUCAUUCAGAAAGUGCAAAACGAGAAGAAAGCCGACAAACAGGGAGAAACCACGGUAGGACUUGAAGAAACCCCUGCAAUUUUCAACCAAAGUCCAGCACCGACAAGACUGGUAUUUCAGAGCCAAUUUGACAUUCCACGAGAACAAACAGCGUCGCCAUUCUAUGCGACUCCCUCGUAUUCUUUUAACUCAAAUGAAUGUGAAUAUGAUAUCAAAAACAACUCCCGGAACACACUUUAUCGACCAGUGCUUCUACCCACUCCUCGUUAUUUCACCCCUCGCUGUAUUUCGUCUAACAUCGUCUACGAUUCUGUGAGAGAUGGUGGUGACAGUUUUGGUUUUCCAACAAGACAGUCUGCUGUCGGUACAGUCCUGCACUGA
Molecule: messenger RNA, 537 nt
Organism: Pocillopora verrucosa
Lineage: Eukaryota; Metazoa; Cnidaria; Anthozoa; Scleractinia; Pocilloporidae
Biological process (GO): anterior/posterior pattern specification; regulation of neurogenesis; regulation of transcription by RNA polymerase II
Cellular component (GO): nucleus
Molecular function (GO): protein dimerization activity; DNA-binding transcription factor activity, RNA polymerase II-specific; RNA polymerase II cis-regulatory region sequence-specific DNA binding
Source: RefSeq, a predicted model, not a curated record